UUUGCCUUGUGCUUUGUAAAUGUCACCAUUUAGGAAGAAUAGCAGGUAGAUGUGUGAAAGCCCACGGCUGGUCGGUGUCGUGAGGUCCGAUUUGAAGCUCACAAAGGACAAUUCAACUGCAACUGCUGUUGUCACCACCGACCGUGCUCCGCAGCAUGUGACCCAGCGGACAGGCAGGGCGGCUCGUGCAGAGUACCGUGGAACACAGAGUUCUAUUGGACAGUGUUGAACGAGCACACCGAGGAGAGGAAACCGAGACACAGCAGGAACCGGCAGCAGGCUCAUACACAUCGAAGUCAGCUUCGUUGAAACGGCACCGAGGACAAAUUGCUGUUGCAGCCUUUCAAGCCAAGAACAUCAUCGGGAAAGGAGAUGAGCACCAAGAGGAAGUCGGAGAGUCACUCCAGGGCAGCAAACAGACCACGCAUGACAAAGUCUGGAUCCUCCGGGGCUGAGUCAGAGAGAGACUCCGGAUUCUCAGAUGCAAGCUCGGAGCACAUGAGCACAAUGGACACCACAGACUCCGAGAAGUCCCCCAUUCGUGUUGUACAGAAUGGACUGCAGACUUCUGGCUCGGGGUCCCAUUCCUCUCAGCUGGCUGUAGUGGGAGGCUCCUACUCUAGCCUCUCUCCCAUGAUCAUCAUGAACAACGUCCUCCUCAAGCAGCCGGUUGAAAGUCCUCCUGCUGUGAAGCAGUGGGGGUUUAGUCCCACAGUGGAGGUGGUUCAGCCUGUGGUCCAGCAGCCUCAGGUGGUCUUCCUUCGGCCUGUGGUCUCUCGUCAAACUUCCCCUGCUCCCAAAGAGGCCCCCUCUAGACAUAGACGCCCCAAGAAGUAUCUUCCAAUCCUGAAAUCCUACCCCAAAAUAGCUCCACAUCCCGGCGACAGCUCCAGUUCCUCAGGGAGAGGAACUGCUUCCUCAUCUUCCAGCAACACCUCUUCUUCUUCUCACUCCUUCUCGUCGUCCUCUUCUUCUUCACACUCGUCCUCUUCUUCUGGCUCAGAGAGGGGAAGCAGUUUGACCUCCAACCACCGGGAACACUGUCAAAGAGAAAAGCAGAAGAGAAACCUGUGUGGUGGCGCUAGUAACUCUGCCUCGACCACUCCCAGUCUUCCUUCUACCCAGAGCACCACGUCUCCUCUGCUCCAGAGACGACUCUCUCUCCCCACAGCAGAGGCCAGUGCCAGCAGCAGCCCUGCCAGGGAGAAGCCUUCAUCAGCUGUCAACCAGGCCGAGUUUUCCACCUCCCUGUCCGUUACUCAUACAGACAGGGCUGUCCAAGAGGAAAGCUCAUCAGCAGAAUGUGACCACAGUGACAGUGACGCUGAUGCGAAGAGGAAGCGCUUCUGCAACACGUACAACAUCUUGAGCAAUUCCGGCCUGCUGGACAUCGCACUCCGCACCAAGGAGCUCCACAGGCAGAACCGACGCACCCAGAGCGACCUAGACCGGCUAAAAGAGCACACGGACCUGUUCCUUCAGGCUCUGUGCAGCGGCGACACCAGCAUCUGUUUGAAGCUGCUGGCCAGCCUUCCGGUGGAGGGAGGAGAGAAGGAGAGAGCUGCUCAGACCAGAGCUGCUCAGACCAGCUUAAAGGCAGAUUAGACCUGGACUAGUGCUGGGCUGUAAGCGUUUAGACUGAGGGGGGAAAGGCAGGCCGGUGGAGGGGGAGUGUAUAGAGACAGAUGGACCGAAAGUAAUGUUCUCCACACUACACCCCCCACCCCUAGACUGUCUCGCACACAGAAAGUGUGCUGUGGCCUACUUGUGGCUGCCUUAGGGCCCCGACACACCAAGCCGACCUCAAAGAGUCGGUGCAGAUAAAAAACAGUUUUCGCUGCCACACGUUUUCUGUGGAAAGUUGCACUCAUUGUAAGACUGUAGCUGGUGGCAGGCUGACAGCCAACAUACACAUAUGUUCUGCACCUUUUGUUUUGCUGCAUCCUGUCAGACAGUUGUCUUUUUAGCUUGUGGAAAAAGAAAACUACACUUAAACAGAUUUGCGAGGCCUCACAGAGCCCCACCUGUAAUUGCCUCUGUCGCUGUUUCAACGAGAUGAAUCAUCCAAACAACCACAGGAAAGGCUGAUUAGUGCAAUCAGUGAAGGACUCAAUCUGUGGGGGAUGGUCAGCCACACUUUAAGUGCUGCCCAUCCUCCUGCUGUUGCUUGGUGUGUUGGGGUCAAACAAGCCAGAACCACAGCGUCCUGUUCUGCCAUACUGAGCCUGACUAAGGUGCUGUUUACACGAGAACGCAAACGGUGUGUUGCACGGAUACAAACCAUUUUUUUAAACCCGAAAGCACAAUACAGGCUCAGAAUCUGAACUCUUUAUUUGAAUACUGGACCUGUAAACUGUAACGUUGCAUGACAUGGUGUUCUCAACGAAAUUGUUUAAAUAUCAGCAUACUGCUCUUUCUAACAACACAUGUCUGAUUUCAUUAAAUGGUAUUAGGUUGGUCUGUUUCAACAGUUUUGCAUCAUUCAUGUUUGUCCUCGAGGCCGUUUUCUACUGAUAUGUUGCUUCACGUGCAUCCAGUUAACUGUCAAAGUGUGUAUUUAUGUAAUGAAGCCGUUUUGGGGUGUCAGGAUAACUGUCAAGGCCAACAUUCUGAAAACUUGAUGAAACUUGUUUUUCUAUAAAGCGGUAGGUACUGUCAAGGCUCAAGACUAAUGGCGCUCCGUUACCCUGGUGUCCAUGGAAAAUGAAUUUGGGAUGCAAUAGACUAAUGUUUGACACCUCAAGGGGAUGCACCAUAAUUUCCCCCUGAUAUUUAUUAUUGUUAAGAAACAUCAAAUCUGUGUCAAAAUGUGCAGGAAGAAAGCUAGUUAAGUUAUCUGUUAGCAGCUGUUGAACAGAGGUGCUAUUGAGUUGCAUUAAUGAGUGCUCAAGCUAUAUUCAUUGAAUUAUAACGUUAAUAAAUACAAUAGUUUAAAGCAGUAUAAAAUAGAUACUAAGCAAGAGAAGUAUCACUUAACAAAAAACAGUAAAGCAACUUUUAAAAGGAGUGUAUGUGGAAGUACUCUAAAUGUAUUUCCUUUUUACCUUGGCAUCAAGACAUUUGGGAUUGAAUUGGUUACUACAUGUCUGUUAUCGUGACACCCCUACAGCAGUUACAGUUAUGUCAAAUCGUUGAAUCUGACAGGCUUGUGAAACUCUUCUCCUGUCACAUGACAUGUGUCCAUGGCCUCCUGCCAGUCAGUGUAAACAUGUGCCUAACAUUUCUUUAUCUCCACUGCUGCAUUUUGAAACCUGAUGUGACAUAUUUGGCAGGCCCUGUUGACGGUUUAUAAUAGUUUUGCAUUCUCUACAUGAUGAUGGGGAUGAUUGAGUCUAUGACGAACAUCAGCUUAGGUUUCUUGUGGAAGACUGGCUCAACUUUUGGUCUCAUGAAUCCAGAUUUCUACUUAUAUUUGACAAUGGAUUUCACUGUCCAAAUUAGGCACCUUUGUGGAGUUUUGUAUUGCCUGAUAGGAACGUUUGUGUAUGUUAAUAAGUUAUGGCCUUAAUAUCCAAACCCAAUGUAUGUCAAAACUUUGCAUUUGCACUAAAAUAAACUGAGAGCCGCUCUGAAGCAAUUUCUGAGAAGCAUUUGAUGGCAGCUAUGGUACACAAUCUGCAUACAUACUUUCCUACA
Messenger RNA from Notothenia coriiceps (black rockcod), 3636 nucleotides. RefSeq names its product CproteinK-interacting pacemaker b (gene cipcb). The transcript is spliced from 4 exons. Gene Ontology annotation, cellular component: nucleus. NCBI's taxonomy places the organism in Eukaryota, Metazoa, Chordata, Actinopteri, Perciformes, Nototheniidae. Bases 373 to 1605 code for a protein of 410 amino acids. The record is from RefSeq and is a predicted model, not a curated record. Gene Ontology annotation, biological process: negative regulation of DNA-templated transcription; negative regulation of circadian rhythm.